AUGGAAAUAGCGACUGAGGCGGCUGAGCUGCUUUCCACAGCGGUAGGGGGCGAGCAAGUGGAAAGGAAAGUGUUGGGGCUGGGCGGUGGCACUCCCGACCCUGGGGGGCCUCGGGGCUGGAGGCUGGGCCGCCGAGAGGCCGCGGCCUUCGAGCAGCUGAAUCGGGAAGAGGAGAAGAAGCUGGAACGAUUCAGCAGCUCCAGGCUAAACCUGGAGAACGCGAGAGACUUGGAAAACUUGGUUCAAAGGCGAAGAGAAAAACCACUGAGGCGUGGAGUCCCCCCCAGGACACCAGAGCCCGUGGAGCCGCAGGCCCCGCCGGAGCCCGUGCCCCCCGAGCUGUUCCUGAAGGCGGCUGCGGACAACUGGGAAGCCCUGGUGGACAAGUUCCUGGCCGAGGGCGGGGACCCCAAUGCGCACGACAAGCUCGGCCGCACGGCGCUGCACUGGGCCUGCCUGAGGGGCCACGCGCGGCUGGUGGACUCGCUGCUGGCGGCCGGCGCCACCGUGGAUGCCCGGGACCUGCUCGACCGGACGCCGGCGUGCCGGGCCUGCCGCGGCGGACACCUGGGCGUCCUCAAGCGGCUGCUGGAGCGGGGGGCCCGGGUGAAUGCGCACGACAAGAUCCGGAGCACCCCCCUCCACGUGGCGGUGCGCACCGGGCACCCCGACUGCGUGGAGCACCUCAUCGCGUGUGGCGCCCGCCUGGACGCGCAGGACCAGGAGGGGGACACGGCGCUCCACGAGGCCGUGCGGCACGGCCAGCACCGAGCCGCGAGGCUGCUGCUGCUCCACGGCGCCGGGCUGGGCGUGCGGAACGCCGCCGCCCUGACUCCCGUGCAGCUGUCCCGACACUGGCAGCGGGGCAUCCAGGAAGCGCUGCAGGCCCACGCCGGGCACCCCCGCACCCGGAGCUGA
Molecule: messenger RNA, 918 nt
Organism: Perognathus longimembris pacificus (Pacific pocket mouse)
Lineage: Eukaryota; Metazoa; Chordata; Mammalia; Rodentia; Heteromyidae
Gene: Ankrd23
Product: ankyrin repeat domain 23
Biological process (GO): positive regulation of transcription by RNA polymerase II
Cellular component (GO): nucleus
Molecular function (GO): transcription cis-regulatory region binding; protein binding
Source: RefSeq, a predicted model, not a curated record